AUCGGUGAUGUCACAGUGGUCGUUGCGGACCUGGUGACGACGUUAGUGGGGGGUGUGUGUGUGAAAAAAGUGCGAGAUCGGGCCCGUCUGCCGGGCCUUGACGGCACAGAGAGCGAGAGCGAGGCCCCGAAAUUGUGCUGAAGAAUGGAUGUAAUUCAGACACCACUGCCAACAAGCAGCACGAUGCAAACAUCUAAUUUUGCUCAUGUCAUUUUUCAAAACGUGGCAAAAAGUUAUCUCCCUCAUGCUCCACUUGAGUGUCAUUACAUAUUGACUCCAUACAUUAAGCCGCACCAAAAGGACUGGGUUGGCAUCUUUAAGGUUGGUUGGAGCACUGCUCGUGAUUACUACACAUUUCUGUGGUCUCAAGUACCAGAAAACUAUGCAGAAGGAAUUUCAUUUAAUCGUGUCAUUGUUUUCCAAGGUUAUUAUCUUCCAAAUGAUGAUGGUGAAUUUUAUCAGUUUUGCUAUGUCACCAACAAGGGAGAAAUCCGAGGAGCAAGUACACCUUUUCAGUUCCGUGUGCCAUCUCCCACAGAUGAUUUGCUGACCAUGGAAGAUGACACAAACUCUGACAUGCUAGUGGUAACAACAAAAACAAGUUUUCUUGAGCAAAAGAUUGAACUGCUACUGAAGGAAAAGGAUGAGUUGUUGAAAACUAAAUCCGAACUUGAAGAGGAAGUACUCCAGUUAGGUGAGCGAGUGGAAAAGAUUGAAAAAGAAAUGCAUCAUGAGAAAGAAGUCUGUGACCAAAUUAAAAAGGAUUACAAGGAUCUCUUCCAGAAUUCAGAAGCUUUAAAAAUCGAGAAAGAAGACAUUGAGAAAAGGUUUAAGGAAGCUGUCGCAAAAAUUACACAACUUGAAGAAGAUAUCGUAACUGCUAACCAGAAAGCCAUUGUAAAGGAAACUGAAUUAGACAGCAUAAAACACAAACUGAGGAGACUCAUUGUUGACAAAGAACAACUUGAAUUGCAGUUGAAGAACGAAAAGGAUGAGAAAGAGCUUUACAAGGUCCAUGCAAAGAAUACAGAAAUUGAAAACACAAAGCUAGUUAUGGAGAUGCAAUCUGUUAAAAGUCUCGAUGCCACUAAAGAAAACAUGCUGGCACACUUCAAGGAAGAAGUGGCAAGACUACAGCAAUGCUUGUCAGAAAAAGAGAAAUUGCAAAAGGAGCUGUUGGUUAAUGCUUCUAACAUGGACGAAGUGUCUGUUCUUCGUGAACAUUUACGCAGAGCUGAGGAGCAUGUACAAGCGAGCGAUCAGAAAGUGGCGUUGAUUGCUCAGGAGCUUGCUGAUGCUUCCAAUAUACGUGACAAGACAAUGGGUGAUCUACACAAUGCACGAAUAAAAAUUGAUUUGCUUAAAGAUGAGCUUGCUGAUACUGAGAAGAAAUAUAAGGCAGAGAUCCAAAUGCUAAAAGCUGCAUUAUCAAAAAAAGAAAAGGGUUCUUCAGUGGCUGACAAUACAGUGGAACAAGAGCUGCAUAAGGAAGUCGAAGAUUUAAAGCUAAGGUUGCAAAUGGCUGCAGAACAUUAUAAAGAAAAAUACAAGGACUGCCAAAAACUGCAAAAGCAAGUUCUUAAACUGACAGAACAGUUGGAAGAGAAGAAAAAUGAAACAUUCCUGAAGAAGCAGAAACUAGCUGAUAAUGGGACAAACACUGAAUCACCUCCAGUGUCAGCAGCUGACUUUAUUCAAGAUUCCUCUUCAGCCAUGUCAACUCCAUUCGACCAUACAUUUGAUCUCCUGGUGCAGACGCAAAUAAGUAAAAUGAAUAAAGAAAUAAUGGAAAAAAAUGAGAAGUACAAAAAGUGCAAGCAGAUGUUGGCCGAAGAGAAUGAAAGAAGUCAGGCUUUUGCUGAAGAACUGGCUUACAUCCAGCAAAAAUUAAAGCAGCAGUUAAAAAUAAACAGUGACCUAAAACAAGAAGCUGCAGAGGACAUUCAGUAUAAGGUUCUCCUUUUGGAAAAGGAGCAGGAAGUAAAGGAACUUAAAGCAAAAUUGGCAAUUGUUGACAAGGAGAAGGAAAUCCUGGAAGAGCUGAAUAAGGAAUUUUCAAGGGAGGUAUGUAAGCAUGAAGAAGAAGAGCAAAGUUCACCAAGUUCAAAGCCUCCGGAUACACCAAUAUUACAAUAUCCAAAUCCAUAUUCUUCAGAUCCUUCUGUUGUACCUGUGAAACAACCUGGAUUGAAGUUUGGAAACCCUUAUGCAGAGUCUGGUAGAGAUGGGACAGAUGGAGCACUUUAUCCUGAUGAUAUCCGUAGAGUGCCUAUUGGGGUUCCUGCUUGGGGAUUGGACAGUACAGUGGUCUGCAGUCAACCUUCUCGCAACUUUGGUAGACCAGAUGGACUUGAAGAUCCCAAUGAGCUUAUUAAUGAUGAAGGAGAAGGUGGCUCACUGACAGGUAUUUCUGAUCCUCCAGGAUUCCGGCUACAAGAACGAGGUGCUCACUUCUGCUUUAAUUCAAGCCUUGACCUCCACAAGAAGUGCCCACUGUGUGAUGUGGUAUUUCCACCUAACUAUGAUCAGAGCAAAUUUGAAGAGCAUGUUGAAAGUCAUUGGAAGGUGUGUCCCAUGUGCAAUGAACAAUUUCCCCCAGACUGUGACCAGCGUGUAUUUGAAAAACAUGUCAUGACACAUUUUUCUGAAAACGUUCAGAGCUUUGAUUAAAUUACAAAGCCUAUUGAAGUUCCUUGAUCUGUAACUAAAAUUAGUUGCAUUGAAUUUUAAAAAUUUAGUUAGUACACUAGAUAUUGCUAUUACUGAAUGGCACCUUUAAUACUGGCUGAACAAGUAGUUUUGCUUUAUUCAAAACCAUCUUUAAUCUCAUGCAUACACCGCAGUGCAUAAAAGUUAUGUAAAAGCAUGACUAAUAGUGCAAGUACUGAAAUGAAUAGUUGCGGUAGAAAACAACCAAGUAUAUCUAAUUUGAACACUAUUUGCAAUGUUAUCACUCUGCCAUGGAUGAUUAUCUUAAAAUUGAUUGUAGUUUUACUUUAGAACAUUAGGCAAAAGCACAUUUCGGACAUAUAAUCUAUUAUGGAUCCUAAACUGUAUAAUGCUUCAGCCUUCAAACUGUGACUAUAUACAAAUAUUUGAAUUUGUUUUAACAAGUUUGAGUACAUAUGAUAUCCUGACUUUUGAGUUUCAUUCUGAUGCUGUAAAAAAAAAAGUGUGCGCUUCUGGACAACAGUACCUGAAUAUAUAUCCUGUAAAAUGUUCCACUUCCAUUAAGCUGUUAGAAAAUAUCCUUCAUUGUGAAUUUGAUAUUUAAUGUCCCUUUUCUGGUAUACAUUUUCUGAAUAAUUCCGCUAUUAUGUUAGAUCUGAACGUUUAUUUAAGUUUUGUUUGUCACUGGUGAUUGUGUAUCCAGCUUUAUAAAGCAGUGGGACCUCUGUUUAUAAUAAAGAUGAGUUCAGCUGUUGA
Chiloscyllium plagiosum (whitespotted bambooshark) is the source of this 3426-nucleotide messenger RNA. Its product is annotated as tax1-binding protein 1. Lineage: Eukaryota; Metazoa; Chordata; Chondrichthyes; Orectolobiformes; Hemiscylliidae. The record is from RefSeq and is a predicted model, not a curated record.